Molecule: messenger RNA, 2847 nt
Organism: Melanotaenia boesemani (Boeseman's rainbowfish)
Lineage: Eukaryota; Metazoa; Chordata; Actinopteri; Atheriniformes; Melanotaeniidae
Gene: dpf1
Product: D4, zinc and double PHD fingers family 1
Exons: 12
Coding region: 1-1227 (408 amino acids)
Biological process (GO): nervous system development
Cellular component (GO): nBAF complex
Source: RefSeq, a predicted model, not a curated record
AUGAAUGAAAUUGAAAUAGCUGCUACAUUACAUGUACAAUACCGGGCUCUGCAGUGUUGCAUUCUAUCAUACUAUAUCAAAAUGGCUACAGCGGUACAGAACCCCUUGAAAUCGCAAUCUGGAGGUGCAGUCAUCAAGAACAGUCUUGGUGAGGAGUUUUAUAAGGAGGCCAUUGAACACUGUCGCAGCUACAAUGCCCGUCUGUGUGCAGAACGCUCCAUGCGUCUCCCCUUCCUGGAUUCCCAGACCGGUGUGGCCCAGAGCAACUGUUACAUCUGGAUGGAGAAGAACCACCGUGGACCAGGCCAUGCUCCAGGUCAGUUGUACACAUAUCCUGCUCGCUGCUGGCGCAAAAAGAGACGGCUAAAUAUCUUGGAGGAUCCGCGACUCGUACCGAUCGAGUUUAAGAUUGACUAUGAGGCUUCUCUAAAGAAGGAGGGAGGGGUCCCAGACGGUCCUGUGCUGGAGUCGCUGCUUGCUGGGGAAACCCUGGACAAGAAAGUGGAAACUAAGGAAGAAGAGCCAAUGAGUGAAUGUCAGAAGCUGCUUGUUGGGGACUUCCCUCAUGAAUUGGAGAUGGAUGAGAUGGAAGAAGACGUCCCAAAGCGCAAGAACCGUACCAAAGCACGGGCCUAUGGUGUCGGAGGCAUGAGAAAGAGACAAGAGCUGCCCGCCAUUGAAGACAGAGACAAGCCUUACGUCUGUGACAUCUGUGGAAAGCGAUAUAAGAACCGCCCAGGUCUGAGUUACCAUUACACUCACACACACUUGGCGGAUGAGGAAGGCGAGGAAGACUCAGAGCGACACACGCUGCCCUUCCAGCGCAAGAACAACCACAAGCCCAAGAAAGCACCGGACGGCUCAGUCAUCGCCAACGGCUACUGCGACUUUUGCCUCGGAGGCUCAAAGAAGACCGGCUGUCCUGAAGACCUUAUCUCCUGUGCGGACUGUGGACGCUCAGGCCACCCAUCCUGUCUGCAGUUCACAGUGAACAUGACGGCCGCGGUGAGGACUUAUCGUUGGCAGUGCAUCGAGUGCAAGUCCUGCAGCCUGUGUGGCACCUCUGAGAAUGACGACCAGCUGUUGUUCUGUGAUGAUUGUGACAGAGGCUACCACAUGUACUGUCUGAGCCCUCCCAUGUCAGAACCACCAGAGGGGAGCUGGAGCUGUCAUCUGUGUCUGAGACAACUGAAGGAGAAGGCCUCAGCCUACAUCACCCUCACUUAAUCUGCGGAGCUCAUCCUCUCGACCCUUCAUCCCCUCCCAAACCACCUCUUCGUCAUUCCCUUCUCUCUGUGCUUCAGCACCCCCCACCUCUCCCUUUAAUCUGAUCUGCUCGCUUUCUCUACAAUCUGUCCCUGUGACCUUUGAGCACACAGAGCACCCUCAGCGCUGCACCCACUCUUGAACGUGUCUCAAGUGGCGAGUCGUCCUCUUUUGUCACCCAGAUUCCCUGUUGUGCUUGACCUGAACCCGAGCUCCAACCCCGGCUUCCACCUUCCUCAUCUCUGCUCUGUCUCAGCAGAGGAAUACAUCAGCUCGCAAUGAGUUUUCUAGUAAGACACUCUUCAGCCCACCAAGGGCACUUCUGAGGCGUAGUACUCCACAGGAACCCUCAUAAGGGCCCUCGGAUGAGCCCUAAUGAUCUUCAGCUGCAACUCAGUCAAGUAGAGAAUGAGAAUUAAUAAGAUGGCUAGGUCUUAGGCAGAGGACGGGGCAGUGAAGAGGCUGGAUAACCACGGAGCGGUGUGUUUCAGUGUUCGCCAACUGUGAAAUGUACACACAACCAAAAUUUCUUUCACUCCCUACGUCCUUCGUUGUGUAUGGCGGAGCUGAGACGCUGAACUCUCCUCUGGCAUUUGUCUGCAGGGCCGCCCACCCUGUGUAGUAUCAAAGCAGAAGUGAAUUGUACAGAAUUAAGACUGCUUUUCAAACUACACACUCAUAAAAAACUCCCCUCAGUGAAAAGAAAGGAGCAUCCAGUCAGGAACUCAGACCAUCUCUGACCUCACCUUUCCCUUUCUCCAUGCAUGGGGUUUCCACAACUUAAUGGCGCAUUUUUUGAGAAUGACAUGGAAGGCUUUAGUGCAUGGAUGUGGUCUUCUGAUUAAAGGGUAGAAGGAUUUUAUCACAGAUCAAACAGCAUCUGGAUAAAUGGAAAUUUAGGCUUUGCAUCUCCCAGAAAUCCUUCACCUGACCUGUAUUUCCACACCGUUCUCCAAUCAAAGACUAUGAAGCCAAUGCAAGACUGAAACACUCCUGGUGCUUGGUGUGUAUUAUGUAUGUGUUCAGAAUGUAGGAUUGAUGUGUGGACAAUGAAGAUCUUUCCCUGGCUCUUGCUGAGGUCUAAAAACAUAUUUUGUAUGAUUCCUUUUUUUUUUUUUUAUUCUGUUCAUUUGCAUGUUAUUAUCUCAAUUGUUUUUGAAGAAAACCUUUUAAUUGAAAUUGAAAAAAAGCACACUUAAUUCGCAAUAAUGUGUUUGUGAUAUGAACUCUUUGGCUAACCUUUGUGUGGGUUUAUUUGAGCCGUCCAGUAACUGUAGCCAGCUCCAUGCCAGAUGGGAUCAGUCAGAGGACAAGAGUAGCAAAAAACAAUGUAAGGAAAGUCAACAUUUUAAACAUGAUUCUGGUGAGUUAGCUGUUUUCCCCUCAUUCGUUCUGAGUUUAGCAAACUGUAGCUUCAUAUAUGUCCAACAAAAAAGAGACAUGCAAAAGUUUGAUCUGAAUUUUUGUGACUGUGAAUAGAUAAGCAAGGUAAAUAUGACAUCUUCCUUAAAUCUUUCAGUCGGAUUACUUUUCUAUAGCCAUCUUUUAAAAUAAUAAAAAAAACUAAAACAAAACAAAAAA